Rattus norvegicus (Norway rat) is the source of this 28866-nucleotide messenger RNA. The record is from RefSeq and is a predicted model, not a curated record. NCBI's taxonomy places the organism in Eukaryota, Metazoa, Chordata, Mammalia, Rodentia, Muridae.
AAUGGAGAAAGAUUUAUUACUCAAAGCAGAUAAGGAAUCCAUGAGUGUUUCAACCAGCAUGGCUUUGAGAUUGCCUUGACCAGGGCAAUGGAGAAUGAAGAAAUGACAGACAGAUGUACUGAGGAGUGGGGAUUGGCUAGGCCAUGCACAGUCCCACAUAUGCUGUUUAUAAGACCAUCCUGUAAGAGGAAAAGAUACAAAUUUUGGACACACUUAGCUCAAGUUCACAAGGCGUUAAAACAAUUAAAAUGGGAAGAAGAGUACAUCUGCGAAUUCUUGUAUCUCAGUUUGUAUCAAAGCUGAAAAUAAUGGAAAGGUCAUUUUGUAUGUGUGCACAGACGCAUUGUAUGUCUUGGUGUGCAUUCAUAUGUACGCCCAUGAAGGCCAGAGGGCAAAACUUGGAUAUCAGUUUCAGGAGUGUUCCAUCUCAGUUUUUGAGACAGGGUCUCUUAUUGGCCUGGAACUCACCAAUUAGACUAGGUUGCUUGGCCACUGGAUCCCAGAAAUCCACUUGGCUCUACUUCCCCAGCACUGGAAUUACAAAUGCACUGCAUUGAGCCUGGCUUUUUGAUGUGGGCUCUGGGGAUUGAACUCAGGUUCUCAUGUUUACAAAGCAAGCAUUUUAACCAGAGAGCCAUCUCACCAGCUUAGAAAGGAUGCUUUGAAAGUAGAUUAAUAUAAGAGUUUUCAUCUAAAAGUAUCUCACUUGUGGGAUCCAAUUAUUUUUGUUGUUGUUAGGGUUUAAUGUUUUUUCUUUACUGUUUGUUUGGUUUCAUUCUUAUCCCAGGCUGACAUGGAAAACACUAGUUUCAAGGUGGCAAUCCUCCUGCCUUGUCCUUCUGAAUGCUGGGUUUACAGAUGUAAGCCAACACAUCCAGUUAAAAUAUGGCAUUACAAGAAUAUGCGAACAUGAUAGGAUUUAUUUACUCUCUUGCUUCUUUGAAAUCACUGGGUAGCCUAGGUUGACCUGAAACUUAAGGUGAUUGUCCUAUUUUAACCUCUUGAGUGCUGGAAUUGCAGGCACAUACCACCAUACCUAAGACAACAGCUUCUGCAGUAACCCUAUCAAUUUAACAAUGAGAGGGCUAAUUUCUAGGACAGGGAUGCUGGGCAAACUCUCUAGUAAGCACAUUUUACUGAAAGCAUCUAUUCCCUCCAUCUUUCAUCCCUUCCUUCCCCUUCAUGUUGUCCUCCCAUCCCUGCCACUCUAGACCUUAUGACAAACCCCUUUCUAGAAUUUGCAACCAGUUUGCAUUUCCAUCCUAACAGACCAGUCUGAUGCCAUUCCUGAGGUUCUGCCCUUUUGUGUUCUGCAGAUCUUAUUUUCUGCUGUAUUCUGGCUGAAGGACUGAGCCCUAAAAGCUUGACAGAAGAAGGCUCUACAUGGAUUUCAUUGGAGAAGCAUGCUGAAACGUACUCUUCAAAAGACUGUGAUCAAAUUAGAAGCUUUGCAGCUAUUUUGAAUUGCUCCCACAUGGGCAAAUUUACUAGGUUGGAAAACAAAUCACCUAACCAUAUUCAUAGCUGAGUACCAAUAAGGUCCAAGUUGUAGUUGAAUUUGAGCGAGUGUUUAAUCUCCCUGACCAGAGAUCCUGAGGCAACUUAGAGUCGAUUUUAGUUUGUCUAUGCAUUCAUUGUAUUAAAUAAAUGUUUUUACCAUUCGUAAGGGGGACAACUCUUCAAAGUAUGACAGUAGCUAAAAUCAAGUGGAUUGAUACAGAAAUGGUAGUGGUUGUUAUGCUUCACAUGUGUUCUUUUCCAUUCAUUUAAUGUUGUGCAUAUUAUCUUUUCUAUGGAAGGGAAAUUUCUCCCUCUCAAGGAACUUUAGCUCACUUUAGCCAAAUUCUACCAAUCCACAGUACUUCCUUUCCCAUGAUGCAUCAGCUCCAUUCCUUUCCCUGGGAAUGGUGGUGUAAUAUCCUGAGGCAACUCGGUUGGAUACUAAGAGUUCUGGUGUAAAUCCUAUACACACAUUUUCAUGCCUUGCUUCUUCUGACACUUACGAACAUCAAGGCCUGACAGGAGUGAUCCUCUGGUUCGAAGACUAGAUCCUGAGGCUAUCCAGGAAAAGACUACAACUCCCAGGAUGCUCAUCCGCCCCGCCCCUGCACCCCUCCCCCAGCUAGAAAGCGAGUAUCACAGAGAAGACGAGGCAACAUGGCUCCCGGAGGUGGAAGGCAGAGGCUUCACCCCCUUUGAAGAGGUGAAGAAGAGCAGCGGAGGGGAACGGGAAAAGAGAAGUGACUACGAUUUGUCAUCGCUUUUAUCUUCCCAGCCUCUUCUGAGUCUGGUCAGCCUCACCUCUGCUCUCCAUCCGCACCCAGUCUGUGGUCUCCUCCCCUCCCCGCCCACGUUCCCUCGCCCCUCCCGCUCUCGAACCCUCUCCCCGCCCCCCUCGCCCCUACCCCCCGCGGAGUGCGCACGCGCCCGCCUCCAGCUUCGCGCGGGGAUCGCCGCCUGGCUCGCUUGCGCAGCCGCUGUUUCUUCUGCCCACGGAGGAAGCAUGGGCGUCCAGGGCUUCCAAGAGUUCCUGGAGAAGCGCUGUCCCGGGGCUGUGGUGCCUGUGGACCUCCUCAAACUCGCGCGCACCGUCUCGCGCCAGCAGCAGCAGCAGCACCUGCACCGCCAGCUGCCGCCAGCAGCCCUAGCGCCAGGGGCUCCACGCAUCGCCAGGGGCUCUGCUCCUCUGCCGCCGCCGCUCCCGCCUGCUGCCUUUGGUGCUUACUCCGGGGGCGCGGGGCCGACUCGGCACCAUCACCCUGCUCACCAUUUCCACCACCAUGGCCAAGCGCCGCCAGGGCUGCAUCCGCCGCCGCCCCCUCCGCUGCCUGGGGCUCGGGUAUUGGUAGACGCGGGCUCCGCGCUGCCGCGGCUCUAUGGUGGCUACCAGACGGAUUGGGUUUGUGGCGGCCAGUGGAAUGCCAUGCUGGGCUACUUGUCAGCGCUGUGCCAGGCUUGUGCCUAUCCGGGCGGAGACGGCCUGGAGCUGGUGGUCAUGUUCCCUGGGGGCCUGGGGAAGGACCGACUGGCGGAGUGGGGCCGUCGGUGCCAGGCGGAGCGGCAGACUGCGCAACUGAUCGUGGGACACGUGGGCAACAAGGGCACCCCUCCACCGCGGGCCUGGUUCCUGCCACCUGCCUGUCUGAGCCACUGCGUGAGGCUAGCACUCAUCCGCUUCCGGGUCAAGGUAUUUGCUCAGUACACUUUUGUCUGUGAAAACUACCAGUUGAGAGACAUUUACUACCCCUCAAGUUCCUGACCCAUUGUUCUCCAAAAGGACUCAGAAACAGAGCAACUUAAAGGAGGUUUAGACUGUGACUCAAGAGAUAAUGUGGUGUGAUGCAGGGGAAUGAAAGCUUUAUUGAAUAGUUAUUGUAAAAGAGCAGAAAGAUAACCACCACAUAAUGUACUCUGCUUCCCAUCUAUGUUUUCAAAGGAAGUUAAAUGGAUCGAUGAAAAGAAACAAAGAUUGAUUGUGUCAGAAAUCAUAUUGGUGGUACAUGACUAACCAGACUGAGACAUCUGACCAGAUGCAGGUGUCAUUUUGUGCUUUCCUCCUUCAGGAAGGAAAUGGCUGAUGUGCCUCCCGAUUGUUUACUAAUCCUGCCAUCCAGACCCUGAAAAGUCCAAAGCUCUUCUAGAUGGGACAUGAUCAUAAGAGUAAUAAUCACUGUCACUUCUUGAGCAUCAAGUUGGGUAUAAAAUGCAUUUUAAACACAGUGUCUUGUUUAAUCCUCACAGAUUUGCAAGUUUUGUAUGCUAUCCUCCCCAUUUUACAGUUAAAGAUGAUUUGGAUUUGUCAUUUUAGUUUUUAAUUACAAGAAAAUGUCAAGCCUUUUCUUUUCAUGAAAAUAAAUAGUAUCUUACAAAAAAAGAACUGAAAGGCAAAGGGGUAAAAUGGAGGUUGGGGAUACAGCUCAGUGUUGAACAAGGAAGAUUAAGUUUACUCCCCAGGAUCAAAGCCAAACCAAAACAACCGAACAAAUAAGAAACAAGAAGUGAUUUAAAAAUACUUUGGUGCUGUGGAUUAGUACCUAUUCACGGUAGGUACAUAUUGUAUCACUGAACCAAAACCCAGGUCCAGUGAUUUUCUUUGGAGGCAGAGUGUGCUCUGGUAAGUGAGAGAUAAAAACCGUUGCUUUUAGAUCUCUAUUGCUUAGUCUUUCUGAAGGAUCCCAUGACAUUUCCUUUUUUUUUUUUUUAACAUUUUUGUGUAAGGUUGUGUACUUUUCUUGACUAAGGACAAAGGAACAGAAUUGUUGAGCAUUGCGUUUGUGCCAGCCGUGCUGAAAUCCACAGUUCUGCCAGUACAAGACAAAUGUGUUAGCUAAUUGCCAAGUGAGUCACACAGUGAUGUUGAGGAAUUCAGAAGUAGCAAUCCCUUUCUAUGCAAAAUAAUUGAGGGUGUGUGUGUGUGUGUGUGUGUGUGUGUGUGUGUAUCUGUGUGUGUGUCUGUGUGUGUGUGUCUGUGUGUGUGCGUCUAUGUCUGUGUCUCUGUCUGUCUGUCUGCCGGUGACACCCGAAAUCACACAUGUAGGUGAGCACACACUUCCCCUGAACUAUAUCCCUGAUCUCAUAAUAAUCUUUAAAAUAUAAACCAGUGUUAUUCGUUUCCCUUAAGCCAUUAUCCUUAGCUAAAGCAUUAUUCUUGAAAAAGACUAUUCUCAUUCCUUAAUCUGUUGCUACUUUAAAGGUUUAUUUUUUAUGUGGGGGUGGGAACUAUGGGUGUAUGCAGGUACAUACAAAAUGGGUGCAUGUGCACCACUCUGAGUGUGGAGGUCAGAGGAUAAAUCCGUUCUCAUCUACCACGUGUAUCCUGGGGAUUGAAUUCAGGUCAGUGGACUUGGCAAGUGCGUUAACCUGCUAAACCCUUCUCCUUCACCUUUUAUUGUCACUUUUAAAAAAUUACAAAAUUUUCUUCCAUUUAUUUAUCUGUAUAUACAAAUACAUUCCAUUUACACCUGUACAUAUGUAUGUGUAUAUGUAUGUGGGCACAAGUGUGCCAUGGUUCAUGUGUGGACAUCAGAGUACAACUUGUGAGAAUCAGUUCUCUCCAUCAUGUAGGGUUCUAGAAGUAGAACUCACAUUGUUAGACCAUGGCCCUCAAAGACUUUUUUAGUUAGCCUAUAUAAUACUGAAUUUCAUUAUAAUCUGUUCAUGUGUAAAAACCAUUGUACUUUUGUCAUAUUUGCCCACAUCAUUACCCUCUUUGUCCCCUACUGUUGCCCUGUCUUCCCAAAAAAUAUUGUUUUCAUGUCAUUUGUAUUUAUAUGUGUAAAUACAUAUGUGCAUACAUACAGCUUUCAUGUCAUAAAUUUUAAAAAUUUGAUCCUAUGUAUGCAAGAAAAUGUGUGGUAUUUGAUUUUCUUCAUUACCUAUGUUUGUUUCCCAUUUCCUGUUAGUCCUCUUCCUCCUCCAAACAUUCCCCUUUCUACUUCCAUGCCUCAUACAUACCUAUAGAUAGUAAAAUAUAAUAUUAAAUAUUUUUAUAUUCAUAACACUCAUACAUUAAAAUUACAUUAAAAUAUAAAAUAUGUGAUAGAAUACAUGUUUGUAUUUUGAGUCUGGCUUAUUUCACUUAAUAUGAUCUUGUAUUACAUGCAUUUUCCUGAAAAUGACAUAAUUUGUUCUUGUCUCUGAGUAAAACUACAUUGUAUGUUCAUGCAUGUGUGUGCACCACACACACACACACACACACACACACACACACACACACACACCCCAACCAUGUUUGUUAUCCAUUCAUUUGUUGAUGAACAUUUAGGAUCACAGCAUAUCUUGGCCUUAAUACUGCUUCAAUAAACAUGUACAGGUGUCCAUGGUAUGCUGCCUUUAAUUACUUAGGAGUGAUAUAGUUGGAUCAUAUAGUAGUUUUAGUUGAUGAUUCUCCAUAUUGAUUUCAAUACUGACUGGGCUAAUUACAUUCCUGCUAGAAGUAUACAAUAAUUCACUUUGUAUGUAUGUGUGUGUGUUGUAGCUCAGGCUGGUCUCAUCCUCUUGUGUAACCAAGGAUAUCCUUGAACUCCCUCUCCCUGACUUUUUUAAAGACAGGAUCUUGCUAUAUAGCUCUGCCUGACCCAAACUCACCAACUCUGCUUCCCUAGUACUGGAAAUCUAAGCGUGUGCACCACCACACUCAGUUUAUUUGGUGCUGGGAAUCAAAUUGAAGACCUUGUGUUUGCUAGGCAAGUGCGCUACCAUUUGAGCUACAUGCCCAGCCUAGGCUUCUUCCCCUCCCCACUGCAUCCUUACUCACCUCCAUGGUGCUGGAAUUAAAGGCAUGCACCACCGUGUCCAAACAAUGUAUAUUUCUACCAAGUUCCUCGGUGGUGAUGGUGGUGGUCAGGGUUACAUUUGUUUUGUUCUGUGUUUGAGACAGGUUGAGCUAUGUAGCCUUUGCUGGCUUGUAACUUGGUAUGUAUUGUAGACCUUGAACUCAGAGAUCUCCCUACUGAGGCCUUAAGUGCUUGGGUUAAGGGAAUGUGCCACCACACCCAGCUUUGCAUCCUUAUACAUAGCCUUUAUUAUUUGUUUUCUUUGUGAUAGCCAUUCUGAAUAGAGUGGGAUGCAGUCUCAGUGUAGUUUUCAUGACAGCCAAGCGUGAUGAUCGUUUUCCAAACAUUUAUUGGCUGUUUGUAAUUUUUAGAAAUAUCUAGUCAAUAGCCAAUUGCUUAUGGCUUAGAUAAUGGGGAAGAGGCUAAUUUUUAUUUUAUUUUUCUACUUUUAUAGUAUACUCUUGGUAUUAAUUCCCUAUCAGAGACAUAUCUCCAGAGUUCAUCUAUUCUGCAGGCUGACUCUUCUCUGUUGUUCCCUUCUUGUUCAGGAACAUUAAUUCUGUGCAAUGUCAUCUGGCAGCACUCUCUAUCCCUUCAUAAAUAUUGGAGCCUUUGAGAAAGCCCUGGCAUACACUUAUCUCUUGAAGGCUUUUCCCUGUGUUUCUCUCCCCCUGUGGCAGUUUUAGAGUGUUGGGUCUUGAGUUCUUUGAUCAUUUUGAGCUACUUUUUGUGCAGGGUGAAAGAUGGGGAUCUAAUUUCAUUCUUCUAUUGGUGGCUAUGCAGUUUUCCCACCAUUUUUUUUUGAUGAAUGUUUGUAGUACCUUGUUAAGAAUCAAGAGCUUGUAGCUGUGUGAGAUUUAUUCCAUUCUAGUAGUCUGUGUAUCUGGUUUUGUGCCCAAAAUAUGCAGUAUUUGUUAUUCUGUCUCUGUAGUAGAACAUGAAGUCAGGUAAAGUGGUACUUCUAGCAUUACUUUUACUGAUCAGGAUUGCUUUGACUGUUCCUGGUCUUCAUUGGUCUAUAUUCAUUUUAGAUAUUUUUCCUAUAUCUAUGAAGGAUGCCUUUGGAAUUUUUCAUAGGGACUACAUUAGAUCAGAUCCAUAGAUUGCUUUCAGAAGUAGGCCAUUUUCACAUUACACACACACACACACACACACACACACACACACACACACACACACACACCAUUUGUUUACUUUCAUUUUGUUUCUAUGCGGGUUGGUGUAUAUGUGCCAGGGCAUGUGUGUGGAGGUCAGAGAACAACUACAACUUAUGAAGUCAGUUCUCUCCUACUGUGUGAAUCCUAGGAAUCAAACUCAAGUUAAGCAGCCAUUUUGCUGACUUAAAGAUUAGUUUUUAUAGUGUGUGUGUGUGUGUGUGUGUGUGUGUGUGUGUGUGUGUGUGUGUGCCACAGAACAUAUUGUAAGAGUCAGUUGUCUUCUUCCACCAUUUGGGUCAUAGGGAUGACUGCAGGCUUGGCAGGACAUUCUAGUCCACAGCUCAGUGGCACACAAUUCUAUCAUGUGAGUCAUUUUGUAGGCCCAGUUGUCAUAGUCUUGAUACUGUCAAUCCAUGAGCAUGAGUGUUCUGUCCAUCUUCUAGUGUCUUCAAUUUCUUCAGCAUUCUAAACUUUAGAGAUCUUUUACCUCCUUGCUUAGAUUUAUUCCUAGGUGUUUUUAAGGGCUAUUGAGAAUAAGAUUUGUCUAUUUUUUUCUGGAGUUCUUCCUCAAAAUGUUCAUUAAUACACAGAAACAGUACUGAUUUGUAUAUGUAGAUUUUUUUUAUCUUUCUACUUUAGUGAAAGCUUACGGUGGUAUCUUUAAUGUUUGCAAAUAGAGAUAGUUUGACUUCCUUUUAUAAUUGCUCUUUUCUUUUGCCUUUGCUGUGACUAAGACUUGAAAUGUUCUGGAUAAGGGCAGAAAUAGUGGGAACACCAUUGUCUAGUUCCUGAUAUUAAAAUGAAUACUUUAAAAUUCCCCCAUUUGUUAUAAUUUUGGUAUAGAUUUUUUUUAAUUUUUAAAAUUAUUUUGUCUCCCCUUUGCCUCUAAGAUGGUGCUCCCCUCCCCACUCACCUACCCACUCCCACCUCACUGCUCUAGUAUCUUCCUUCUCUGGGGAAUUGAGCUUUCACAGGACCAAACACCUCCCCUUCCACUGAUGCCAGAUAAGGCCAUCCUCUGCUACAUAUGCAGCUGGAGCCAUGGGUCUUUCCAUGUGUAUUCUUUGGUUGGUGGUUUAGUCCCUGGGAGCUCUGGGGGGUCUGGUUAGUUGAUAUUGUUGUUCUUCCUAUGAGGAUGAAAUCCCCUUCAGUUCCUUCAGCCCUUCUCCUAACUCUUCCAUUAAUGUCUCCCGGCUCAGUCCAAGUGCUGACAGAACCGCUCAGAGGACAGCCAUACCAGGCUCUUGUCUGCAAGCACAUCUUGGCAUUUUUAUAUGGAGCUUUAGUUCCUUCUGUUUCUAGUUUCUUCAGUUUUUUUUUAAAAUCAUGAAAUGAUGUUGCCUUUUCUGUGUCUCUAUGAUGACCACGAGACUUAUAUCCUUGACUUUGUUUAUGUGCUAUAUUACAUUUAUUGAUUUGUAUCUGUUAUACCAUUCUUGUAUCCCUGGAAUGAAACCAAGUUGACAGUAGUAUCUUUUUUUGGUGUGAGGUGUGGAGGUUAAGACAGGGUCUUAAUUUGUAGCCCUGGUUGUCCUGGAACUCACUAUGUAGACCUGUCUGGCCUCAAACUCACAGAGAUCCAUCUGCUUCUGCCUCCCAAGUGCUGGGAUUAAAGGUGUGUACCACUGUGCUCAGCUACAGUGGUAUCUUUUAAAUGUGUUGUUGAAUUUAGAUUGCAAGUAUUUUGUUGACAAUUUUUGCAUUGGUGAUGUGGUGGUGCAUGACUUUAAUCCCAGCAGAGGCGGGUGGAACUAUGUGAGUUGGAGACCAGCCUGGCCUCUAUAGCAAGUUCCAGGUCAGCCACAACUGUUACAGCUCUGUCUCAGAAAACAAAACAGACAAAACAAAAACAAAAAAGAAAAUAUUUUGCAUGUGUGUUCAUGAAGGACUUGUGUGUAUAGUUUCUUUUUUGUUUUGUCUUUAUAUGGUUUUGACACCAGAAAUACUGCCUUCAUAGAAUGAAUUUCUUACUGAUCUUUGAAAUUUUAGUUUGGAGAUCUCCAGUGUUAAUAUUUUCUUAAAAGUCUGGCAGAGGGGCUGGAGAGAUGGCUCGGAGAUUGAGAGUACUGACUGUUUUUUCUUUCAGAGGUCCUGAGUUCAAGUCUCUGUAAUCACAACCAUCUAUAAUGAGGUCUGGCGCCCUCUUCUGGCAUAUAGGCAUAUAUGCAGGCAGAAUACUGUGUACAUAAUAAAUAAAUCUUCAAACAAACAAACCAAGUCUGACCGAAUUGGUCUGUAAACUUGUCCAGUUUUGGUUUUUUAGGAUGGGAGACUCUGUUACUGCUUCAGUUUUGUUGCUUUUUAUAGAUCUGUCAAGAUUAUUUACGUCUUCUCCAUUUAAUUUUGAUAUGUCACAUGACUUAGAAGUUUAAUUUAGCUUUUUGAUUUAACAUAGAUACAUUUAUUUAUAUGAUUAUUUAUUGUGUGUGUCUGGAUGCAGAUGUGCCAUAGUGCACAUGUAGAGCUCAGAGACCUGACCCACCUUUGGUAUGUUCCCAAGGUUAUAUUUAUUUAUUUCAUUCUAGGUUUUCAAACUUACUUCCUCGGUAAUUUCUUCCAUGAUCCAGUUAUCACCCAAAAGUGUGUUAAGUCAGGUAUUAGAUGUCUGUAAUUGCAGCAGUUGAGAGGUUGGACUUAGAUGGUUACCCUUAAGGUAAGGCCUGCCUAGGUAUAUAGCACAUGCUAGGAUAACAUGACUCUCAAUAUACAAAGUAAAAGAAUGUGUUAUUUAAUCUCCAUGCAUUUGUAUAAUUUCUGUUCUCUCUUUUGCUGUCAGUGUCUAGUUUUGUUAAGAUAUAACAGAUUAGGGGCUGGGGAUUUAGCUCAGUGGUAGAGCGCUUACCUAGGAAGCGCAAGGCCCUGGGUUCGGUCCCCAGCUCCGAAAAAAAGAACCAAAAAAAAAAAAAAGAUAUAACAGAUUAUCUAGAUUCUUUUGUAUUUGUUAAAGACUUGCUUUAUGAGACAGGGUUUCUCUGUGUAAGCCCUGGCUGUCCCAGACCUCUCUCUGUGUAGACCAGGCUGGCCUUGAAUUCACAGAGAUCCACCUUCCUCUGCCUCCAGAAUGCUGGGACUAAAGUCAUGGGCCACUACCGCCCAGUCGCUUAUGGUUAAAUUUGUGUCCCUUUUUAAGGAGCAGCUGUCCCUUGCAUGCUCUGUCUUCAGUACCACUCAGAAAGGAGAAAAGAAACUGCUAUAAUAGUAACAGUGCCAGGCAAAAAUACACUUCCAAACCUGGUGAUCCUGACAACCAGAGCUCAAUCCCAGGACCCACAUAGUGAGAGAAUGGACUCCAGUACUCCCACAGUCUGUCCUCUGACCUCCACACACAUAUAGAAUGCAUGUACACACAAACACACAUACCCAGACCCCUACACACAUACACACACUAAUAAUAAAUAAUUUAACAUACACUUAAGGUUGAUUAAAGCCAUCUCACAUACAAGCAGUGACCAUAACACAAAAGUCCAGAAAUAAUGUACAGUUUGGUAUGAAGUUAAAAAUUAAUAGAGAUGGCUCAGAGGCCUGAGUUCAAGUCCCAGCAACCACAUGUUGGCUCACAACCAUUUGUAAUGGGAUCUGAUGCCCUCUUCUGGUGUGUCUGAAGACAGCUACAGUAUACUCACAUACAUAAAUAAGUAAACCUUUAUAAAAAUUUUAAUAGCAUCAAAGUAAAAAAAGCAAUGGUUAAGGAGUAGCACACUCAAAAGACAAAGCAAGGUUAUACACCAUAAAGGAAAAGCAAGACAGAAGAAUAUUAGGUAGAAAAAAAACAGGCAAUUAAAACAACCUUGUUAUAAAAUGAAGAAAAUAAUAGAAGUAAAAACAUUUAAAAAUGAAAUAAAGUAGUAAUACUAAUCAUGUAAAAAGAGAAAGGGAAAAAACAAGCAAAAAUGAAAAAAUAAACCCUUUUUUAAGAUGAAAAUAUAUUAGAGUGAUGUGUUUCUGAGUACAGCUAUAGUUAGUAGUAUUAGAAUCUGCCCAUUGGAGGACAUGGUCAAUUUGAAUCUUUCAUCUUACCUUCAGGGUGCUAAUGAUUCUGGACAGAUGAAGGUUUUAACAUUCAGUAGAGCUUUCCUCUUGGAGCCUCUGCUGGCCACACUUAGCUUUACAGCCUGUGACCUACGCAGGUUCUCACUUGUUCCAAAGACUAUAUUCUUGGCUGGCUAACAUUCAAGUGAGAGGUCUGUCUCUUCUGAGUAGUUUGUAGAGUUGGAGAAGCUACCAGAGUGCUGAGAUCUAGAAUGGAGGUAGACCUGACCUUCAGACUUCGCCGUGUCACCAGCAGUAAACCAGGAAACAGAGUUGUCCCCAGAAGGUCGUCUACUAAUGUAGGCAUGGUCUCUGCUGUUUUUCUCAGAUAAUUGUUUUUGUGUCUUCCCACAGAGGGCAGGGCCAACAUACAGUGUGCCUUUCACACCGUAAGCCUCCAGUCACCCGAACAACCUAGCUGGCCUAUCUCAGCUGUGCCCACCACUCCUGCUUGUAGCAGUAUCCUACUCUGGAUUUGUCUGGCUCCCUUACUUGUAACUAUUUGUGUUCAGAGUUUUAGAAUAGCUUAGUCUCAAACAACAGGUUCUCUUUCAAGAUGGUACAGACUCUGGCCUUUGUAGUCAGUGACAAAAUGUUUUUUUUCCACAGAGGUCACAGCCAUACCAAAUUCUCCAACUGGAUCUGAGGCUUAUGUUAAUAGAGUAGUCUUGUCUAUGGCUUGGUUGCCAGUUUCUUUUUCUUCUGGUAUACCUGGCUCACCCUUGGGUGAGGCUUCUAAUUCUUCUCCCCUGGCUUUGGACUUAGAGCUUGAGUCAAGUCUUCUAUACUGCUUCCCACCUCUUAGUCUCUCUGUCAAGGGCUCUUACUAUCUCCUCUGUGUGCUUUAUGGUAGCCUUCUACUCUUUCUGUCAUUGGGAUAGUCUAUCCUUUGUAACCUUGAUUCUCAUUUAGAGUGUUACAUGGGAACAGUGUCUAAUCUGCAGUUUUUCCGCCAAGAUUUCUUUAGGAAAAAAAAUGGCUAGUAAGCCAGUCACCAGUAGCUAGGCUGGUCUCAAACUUGUGAUUUUCCAGCCACAACAUCCUGAUUGCUAGGAUUAUAGGCAUGUCCCUUCAUACAUGGUCUCAACUUGGUACAUUUCUGAGCAAGUGCUACAGAGGUGGCUCAACAAUUUGGCUGCUCCUCCAGAGGACAAGGUUCUUUUAUUAGCACCCAGGGCAGCUCACAACCACUUGUAAGUUCAGGGGUUCUGAUGCACUCUUCUGUAGCAUGUAGUUUUUGCUAUCCCACACUGGGCAGACCAUGCAACCAGCCUCUCCCAGGUUCCUUCAAAUCUACAGAUGAAACACACAUGAGUGCGUGCGCACACGCAUACCCCCCCAAACUUAAUUUUUAGCCUGUUUUAUGGCUUAAUUGCUGGGUGUUUUUAUUCUCCCAUGGCUAGCAUGCCCUUCCCAAUACUCUUAGCUCAGCACUCUAAAUCUGCCCUCAACUUUGUUUCUCAGUUACCUUCUUGUUCAGCAACCCAGAACUGCCCUCAGCUUUAGUUGCUUUUCUAACCUCCAGCCUGGGGAAAUGGCCUAUGGCCAUUCCACCUGAGAUUUCACAUGGCUGGUCUUUUUUCUCCCUUUGAAGCAUGGUGAAAAUUCUCCUCUUUCCCACUGUAUCUGAUAGCUUACCUGUAGGGACCAGAUGUACCGCCUAUUCCGCAAAGCUCAUCAGCCUCCAGCAUCUUUAUUGAUCAGAACCAACCCCUAUACUCUUCUGGCCUCCGAAGGGCACCAGGCACAUACCUGCCAUACACAUGUAUGCAGGCAAAACAGCCAUAUUUAUAAAUAAAAAAAAUAUUAUCUAAAAAAGUCCUUAUGAACUCUUAUCCAGCUAAGGUGAAUGACAACUUCUCAUACUACCUGAGUACUGGUAGUUCUGAACUCACAGAGAUCUGCCUGCCUUUGCCUCCUGAGCACUGAAUUCUCUUUUAAAUUAGUUCUAAAAGAGCAGGAAUUUGUUUUAGAACUUAACAUACUAUAUACAAGAAUUUAGAAACACUGUUACGUCUUAAUUCUAGGUUAAUCAACUCAGAUUCCAAACUGUAUUAUCAAAUUCAUGUUUGUGACACUGAAGUUUUGCUCACUGUAUAUAGCAAUGUAUUUACAGUAUAUAAUUCUAUUUGAUAAAAAUAAUAAUAGCUAUUACAUGGGCUGGGUACCAAGCAUAUAGCUCAUUUAGUUCUCAGAAUCCUCAUGUUCAUAGAUAAGUUAAAAUGGUCUCGGCAUAGUUAUUGGCCUCUUUUUACUGCUAUAACAUGAAUGGGCUAAGAUGUAGCCCUUCUAACUGACAUCAGAGAUUUUAUCUCAAAAGUAUAGAUGAAUUUUAUGGCUUUGUUUUACUUACUUUAGGAUACUUUUUCUUCUAUUUAGUUCAUGUAAAAUAAUGUGUAACAGCAUUGAUUUUGAAUCAUACAAUUUAUUCUUUUUUCUACUAGCCACGUCUGGAAGACGAGAAUAGCAAUAAAAACCAUACCACAGACUUUGAGUGUUCAACUAUUUAAUAUAAUAAAGUACCAGAUUAUUAUAAAUACAUAUAAAUACCAUCUACUGUUACUUUAAGCAAAAUAACUUAUGUGCCAAGUUGAUGUAACAUAUAUCACCUCAUACUUAGUUUAUUAUGAUUAGAAUAUUUUUAUUUUAUUUUUGAGACAGGUUCUUACUGUGUAGCCUUGGCUGUCCUGGAACUCACUCUGUAGACCAGGCUGGCCUUGAGCUCACAGAGAUCCACGUGCCUCUGCCUACUGAAUGCUGGGAUUAAGGACAUGCACCACCUCUCUGGCUGAUUGUGACUGUAAGUUAUUAAUUGUGUAUGUAUGGUAGGGUACUCAUGUUCCAUGACUUGCAUAUGGAGGUCAGAGGACAACUUUUGGGAAUUUAUUCUGUCCUUCCACCAUGGAAUCCAGGAAUCAAACAGGCUACCAGCCUUGUAUGGGAAGUAAUUUUUUUCUGCUGAGCCAUCUCAAAAUCACUUCACUCUUAGGUUUUACUUUUAGUAUGGCUUGGUAUGCAGGGUUUUUAUGAUAUGUCUAUUAUUCAUUCUCUAGCUUCAUAUUCUAUUUUUCUUAGGAUUCUAAAACCUUUUCAGUUUAUUUAGUAGUUUUGAGUACCUACUUUGUGCCAGAUGACUUGUGCUAAAUAAUCUGAACAGUGGAAUUCAUUAAUUCCAUCAAUAUUUAUUAGUCAAGUUGAUAAUACAAAAAAAAACAAAAAUAAAACAAAAACAAAACCCCAAAACAGUAUGAUUCCUAAGGACACUUUUUUUCUGGCCCUUUUUAUAAGCCUAGGGUCAUGGUCAGCAGAAGUGGCAAAACCAAGAUACACAUACCAUACUUAAAGCCUAGUACAAAGCUUAAGGUAGAGCUUGCUAACUGGUAGCCCAUAGGUAGGUUACGUGUGCAGAUGGUUUUGCAUUAUCCAUACCUUUGUUUGACUAUCAUAUUUACAUUGGGAUUCAUAACAGUAGCAAAAUUACCAUCAUGAAGUCUUAACCUUUUGGAGGUAUAGGGGGAGAAUGAACAUAGUUUUCUCUGAUCAAGUUAAGUGUUCUUUAGGGUUUGAAAUCAAGUAAUGUGUUUGGACUAAAUAGUAAGGAAUCUACUUGAAUGAUUCUGAUUUUGUACCGUCAUUUAUAUGAACACAUUAUUUUUUCAGGAAAUUGAAAUUUGUCAUCAACAUCUAACAAUUAUGAAAUGUUGCCCAAAAAAGUUAGACAUUUCAAUUAUUGUUGUCAACAUAUCAGAUCUUCUAGCACGUUUUUCAAUCUUCCUAACACUGUGACCCUUUAAUACAGGUCCUCACAGUGUGGUGGCCCCCAACCAUAAAAUUAUUUCAUUCUACUUCAUAAUCACAAUUUUACUACUGUUAUAACUCAUAAUGCAAAUAUCUGCUAUGCAGAAUAUCUGAUAUGUGGCCCUCAAGGUGGUUGUGACCCACAGGUUGAAGCAAUAUCCUUUUGGUCAGCUACAAGGCAUUCAUUUAAUGCAUCUCUAUCACUCCAUGGUGUCUUCUUGGUAUAGUGAUAUAAAGGGCUUGCUACUCAUCAUUAAUGAAAUCAUCUAUUGACUCUCAGUGAUCACCUUCUGAUAUUUAUAACUUUAUAACUAUGUAUCUCUUCCCACCUUGGAUGUUGGCUGGAUCUAGUUACUUGUUUCUAAUGAGCAGACUAUAACAAACCCAUGAAAUGUUUCCAAGCCCUAAUAAAAUUUGAUUAUAAAAUGCUACAACCUCUGUCUUCUCCUUCCCCUUCCUCCCUGCCUCCUCCCCUCAUUGUUUGAGUAUUCUGAUGAAGCAAGCUGCCGUGUGAACAUGUGUGCCCUGUGGUGAGGCUCACAUGAUAACCAACAUGGGGCAGCCUGCAGCAUCACCAAGUGAGGAACAGCAGCCUUCAGCCCAACAGUCUGCAAGAAGCUGGAUCCUGCCAACACUUUGGGUAUGGUCUUAGAAGUGGAUACUUUCCAUUAAGCCUUGAUGACUUGGAUGGUAGCCUGACAAUGCAGAUGCUAUUGAAAUAAUAAAUGUUAUUUGAAGCCACUGAGUUUUGGGGUUAAUUUGUCACACAGAUAAUUCCAUUAUUAGUUAUUGUGUUUAUACUUUUACAAUAAUAGUGUUGAUGACUGAAAUAGUAUACUCACAUUAAUGUAAAGUAAAAAAGGUUAUGCAAGAAGAAUCACAUACUUAGGAUAUGUUGAUAUAUCUUCAUGGCAUAGUAUUUGUUAGCUUGUGCAAAGCACUUGGGUUCUGCCUUCAGAAUUAGAAAAUUAAGUAAGUAGAACUGAACGUGGUGGCUUACAUCUAUUUGCAUUCCCACCACUUGGGACUCUGAAAUAAGAGGACUGCUGUGAAUUUGAGGCCUGCCUGGGCUAUGGUGUGACACCUGUCUCAAUAAACCGAAAAGCACAAAAAGUAAAGCUCAGUAAAGCACAAAAAGAAGAUCAUACACUUAAAAUAAGAAAACUGAUAUUUUGUGUGUGAAACGGAUCAAUUUUCCCAUGUAUAUAAAUAAAAUGUGGCUGCUGAAAGACUACAUACAAUUUAAGAUAUCAUUUAAAAAUAAACCACUGUAAGAGGUACGACCAGUGUCACAAAGCACUUCAAAACUGGCUUGGAAUUAAAAUGUCUGCGUUUUUAAUACAGACAGGAUUAAGUGAUGCAUCCAUAAAAUGCAGUGAUUUAUUAAGUGAAAAUACCUAGAAACCUAUAGGCAGUGGUUUUAUUAAAUAAUUUCUGUUGAGUACAGUAGACAUUAUACCAUAAACAAGCACUUGUGAAGAUAGAAAGCUACUGUUGUUUAGUAUGUUAAAGAUGAUGGUUGAACAAUUAUGGGAUAAAUAGUGCUCAGAUGUUCAGUUAUUUGUGAAGCUUUACAAAACGACACAGAAGAUAAUAAAUACUGCCCACAGAGCUACAGACUUAGCUUCAUGUUAACUAGUGAAUCGUGGACUGUGGUCUGGACCUACAGCCGUGCACCAUCUGGACUCUUAUUAGGCAAAAUUUCAGGCACCAAGACUAGGGCAGCUUCUGACCCAGCAAGUAGUGAAGACCUGAGACCCUCUGUCCACUAACCUGUAAGGAACUGGAUUCUACUAAGGACCUCAAGAAUGUAGCUGAAGCUAGACUUACUGAGUCAGAAAAGAAAGGCGAGGCUCAUGAUUUAUUCUGUUUUAGCCAGGGAUCCAGCUGAUGAAGAUUCAUGCUAUAUUUGAGUUGUAUUUAGAAACAACCAAUGUGUUAAGAACUUUGAUAUACUGGGUGAUCAUGGUGCACUCCUUUAAUCCCAGCACUCUGGAGAGGCAGGUAGAUCUGAGUUCGAGGCCAGCGUGGUCAACACUGAAUUCCUUGACAGCCAAAGCUACACAGAGAAACCCUGUCUUGAAAACAAACAAAACAAAAAGAACAAUAAAGAAUUUUGAUGUAAAAUCAGCUGUGGUGGCAUGUGCUUGUAAUCUCAGCAUUGAUGGAUGAAGGCAGGAGGAGUUGGCAAUUUGAAGGUAACCUGGGCUAAACAGCAAGGACUGAGUCAUUCAGAGCUACAUAGUGAAAGCCUGUGCCAUGAGAUCAAACGAGAAGUAUGGAAAGGGGGAAGGAAAGGAAGCAAGAAAAUUGCAGCCUGUCACUUAAAUCUACAAAUACCUGAAUUUUAUGAGUUGGAAGAACCCGUUAAGUGUGGCAGUGCAUGCCUUUAAUCCUGGCACUAAGGAUACAGGAGCAGGGGAAACAAACGUGCUCCCAUGAGACUGGAGUUAACUGAUGGUUGUGAGCUAUCUGGAGAGAGCUGGGGCUAAAACCUAGGUCCUCUACGAGAGCAGUGGUCUUAACUGUUGAGCCAUCUCUAGCCCUUGUACCUCAUGUUAUAAAAAACAUCAAGAUCCAAACACUUCUUAGCAGUUAAGAGCACCAGCUUCUCAGUCUAAGGACAGUGUCUUUUGUUUUUAAAUGUAACGAUUGCAAUUGUCUGGGUUUAUGUUGUUGGUUUACUUUUUUGAGACAGGGUCUCACUAUUCCGACUUUCCUGGAAUUCACUUUGUAGACCAGGCUAGCCUGGUACACCCAGAGAUCCAUCUACCUACCUCUGCCUCCCAAAUGCUGGGAUUAAAAGUAUGUGCCACUAUAUCAGCUUUUUAGGUUUUUGUUUUCUUCCUUCCUUCCUCCCUCCCUCCCUUCCUUCUUUCUUUUUUCUGAGACAAGGUGUCACUGUAGACCAGACUGUUGAACUCACAGGUCUAUCUGACUGUUUCCUGAAUGCUCAGAUUAAAUACAUGCACCACCAAGCCUGGCAAUUGUUUUUUUUUAACAUUAUUAUCACUGUGUGUGUUUAUAUGAGUGUAUGUGUACAUGUGUGUGCAGGUUCCUAUGGAAGGCAAAAGAAGACACUGAACCCUUGCUGCUGGAGUUACAGGCAAUUUUGAGCCACUUGAAAUGAGUUCAGGGAUUUGAACUCUGUUCCUCAAGACUGAGCAGCAAGCACUCUUAGCUGUGAGCCAUCUCUCCUGCCCCAGUUCUCUUUUUUUUUAAACAAAUGUUCACUUUUGAUUUAAGUAAAUGUAUAUUUUGUCUGCAUGUAUGUACACUACAUGUGAACCUUCUGUUCAAGUAGGCCAGAAGAGGUCAUUGGACCUCCUAGAACUGAAGUUAUGGAAAGCUAUAAACUACCAUGUGGGUGCUGCCAAUGAAACUCAAGUCCUCUGCAAGACCAACAGGUGCCCUAAACCACUGAGCAGUCUUCCCCACCCUCACUUGUCUGUUUUUAAGUUCAAGCGUUUAACCUGUGAACCCCAGUUUAACCUGUAAACCCCAAUGUUUGUUGCUCUGUAUAUUGUUAACACCCGGAAAACACAAAGUUUACAAAUUAUAUUUCUGGAAAUGGACUUUUUUUUACUCAAUUUCAUGUUAGCUGGCUGCCUGCUGUAGGCAUUUACAGCCCCUAGUUCAAGACCAGUGGUUUUCAACCUUCCCAAAUGCUGUGACCCUUUAAUAUAGUUCCUCGUGUUGUGGUGACCCCCAACCAUAAAAUUGUUAUUGUUGCUACUUCAUAAUUGUAAUUUUGCUAUGGUUAUGAAUCAUCAGGUAAAUAUCUAAUAUGUAGGACAUCUGAUAUGUGUCCCCCAUGAAAAGGUUGUUCAAUCCUAAAGGAUCAUGACCUAUAGGUUGAGAACCACUGCCUUAGAACCUCUUAUUUCAACUCCCCCUUCCCAUUAUGUGUAUUGAAUCCUUCCUCCAAGAUGGAAGGUUUUAAUCUUGGAAGAAAACAUUACACGAGGUCAUAAAAUACUAUGAUCUUUGGUGUGAAGUUACUUUAUUUUUUUUUAAAGAUUUAUUUAUUUACUACAUGUAAGUACACUGUAGCUGUCUUCAGACACACCAGAAGAGGGCAUCAGAUUCUGUUACAGAUGGUUGUGAGCCACCAUGUGGUUGCUGGGAUUUGAACUCAGGACCUCUGGAAGAGCAGUCAGUGCUCUUAACCACUGAGCCAUCUCUCCAGCCACCGUGAAGUUACUUUAAAUAAUUUACUACACUGUUUUCCUAGUCCUGUCUGAGGAUACAAAUGGCUGUAAUAAUUAUGCCAUGGACAGGCUCACAGCCUAGUUAUACUUUAUGGCUUGGUGUUUAUUAUAUUGAUCAAAAAAAUGGAUGUUUCCCAGUUGCUUGUAUUAGAUAAUAUACUUGAUAUGAAAGAAAAUAUUUUUAAAAUAAGAAUUCAAGUUCUACCCUAGAACUAGCUAUGUGAUUUAGGCCAAGUUAAUAAAAAAUUUCAAGCUUCUGUUUCUCCAUUUAAGAAAAGGAAGGGGGAUUAAUGACAUAACAUUAAUUUCAACAGGAUUAGAAGGUUAAACAUGAUGACCCUUUCACUAUAUAGCCCAGGCUGACCUUGAGCUCACUAUGAAUCCUCAAACUUGGGGCAUUCCUUAGCCUUUUGCGUGCUGGGCUUACAGGCUACUGUGCCCACCUAAAAUAUGUCUUAAAUUGUGGAGUCUAGAGUCCCUCUUCAAUCUCAGUCUCAAUAAUAUCAGCCCUACGAGAGCAGAGAUUUUGGUUUGAUGCAGUAUCUACCAAAUGUAGGUCCAUUCUGGAUGCAGUAAAUUCUGGGCUUGACCCAAGUUCUUGAAGCUUAAGUACAAUAAUGAAACAUGUUUCACUAGAUUAUCAAAGUUUGGAGUAAGUAAUCACUUUAGAAAGUCUUUAGUGAAGUUAAUGAGAGCAGCAGGCUCAUGGGUACAUACCCGUUGGUUUCUCUGCUUUUCCAUGGGUUAGAGAAGAACUGCAGACACCUUUGAAAUUCCUUUUAGAAACCACAUUCAAAAUCUGUAGCCAUCUGUCCCAUAGCAUUGUAUGGUACAUCCCUUACUCUUGGAUGGAUAAGGAUCUUGGAGGAAAGGCAAAACAAAAACAUUUUUAAACACCUAUACCUUCAUGCCCAACACAAAACAGAAUCUACUAUCUUAGAAUUCCUUCUCAUUGACAGUGAAACUCUUUGUGAUAGCAGGUAAGGUCAUUAAUCCUGCAUGCCAGUAUUUUGUCACUGUUUUGAAACAUUUCCAUGGUGUGUUCCUUGAUCGUGGGUAGAACAACUUUUCUACCAAACCCACAAAACAUGCAUUCAGUCUAAAGCACUCUUACUUGCGACUGUGUUGCUAUCCCACUUGGCAUCUUACUCAUCAUUUGCUUAGUCCUCAUCUUCUAGAUCAACCAUUGCAACCAUUGAUGCUAACAUCUGAGGAAUCAUAUGUGACAAUAUUAGUGUGCUUUCGUCUUUUUUUACAACCCCACUCCCUCCUAUUCUCCCCCUCCCUUUUUAUUCAUUUGUUUGUUCAUUCAUGGAAUCUCAUUGUGUAGCCCUGGCUGCCCUGGAACUCACUGUGUAGACCAACCUGGCAUUGAAGUCACAAAAAUCUUCCUGUUUCAACUUUCUGGGACCACCGUGCUGGUCCUCACCUCCUUAAUGUAGCAGCUGAAGUGUCAAGAGAGGGUCUUGACCGUUCCAAGGGCAGGUUGGUACUGCCUAGUGUCUUUGCAUGUUAGAUUUAGCUGUAGAAUUGCUUCCAGGUGAGCGACUGCAGAUACCUGAAAAGCAGAAUCCGCAAUCUCCUUGAGGGAUUUUAGGAUCAGAUCACUAUUCUGGUAGCAUGAAUCAUUAAAUCUUCAAAAGUUUUGAACAUCAUGAUCAUUUACAAGUAUAAAUGGAGAUGUAGCUCUAUUGUGAAGUAACUACAGAGCACCCCCCCCCACACACACAAUGACACUCUUAAAGCCAAAUAGAAGGUCUGUACUGCUGGCCAGUGGCUGCAUGGGGAAUUUGUCCAAACCAUGCAGCUCUAACUUCAUGGUCCUUUGUCUUUUACUCACAAAAAAAAAAAAAAACCCACAUCCUGGUUGAUAAACUUUGAUUAGUAAGAACAGUAGCAAGAAGCAAAACUACAGAAGCCAAAAUUCAAGGUUAAUACAUUUAGGGACUUCCUAGUUCCUAGAACUAUAGACUGGGUCAUUGUUCCCAUUUUGGCAGGUGAUGGGGUCUUCAUGCUGGAUUCUGAGAUCAGAAUGGUGCCUCUAAAAUGGCAUAAGUUGUGCCAAUGUCUCAGAACCUGUUACAGGUCUAGCAGAUAAUGUUCUGGUCUUCCGUACAGUAAACUAAUAUUCGUUUAAUGAUGACUGAAUAGUGCUAUUGCUCAUUUUUAUAAAUUUCAGAAAGGUUCCCAAACACAUGAAGCACAGCUUCUCCCAUGCCCAUGUUUUAAGAACUAAAUGAAUGAGUGAAAAAGGAACUUCAAACCUCUGGGCCACUAUUUGUUGCCAACCUCAUCUAUUAAAUUCAUGGUGAAUUCAACAGCAUUUCAAGGCCGAGAGAGCCUCUCAGGUAGUUGCUGCUAUGUAACCUCCAUUGGUCAGGGCCUGAGAGAAAGGGGAAAGGGAGGCAAGACCAUGAGGCACACAGACAUGGGCAGAAGUGACAGGGUGAUGUCUUAUCAUCUGUUGUUUCUAAUAUGUAUUAUUAUUAUUACUAUUAUUAUUGUGUGUGUGUGUGUGCAUGCAUGCACAUGCUUGUGGGCAUAUGUGCAAUGGUGCAAGUGUGCAUGUCAGAGAACAGCUUUGUGGAGAUGAUCCUCUCUUUCCCCUCUUUGUGGGUUCCAGAGAUGGAUCUGAGGUUGACAGGUUUGCAUAGCAAGCACCUGUACUUGCUGAGCCAUGUUGCUAAACCUCAUUCCUUGUUUGUUUGUUGUUGAUAUUGUUUUUGGUCUUUGUUUGCUACAUUGUAAGUGUCACUUUGGGGUUCCUGUUCAAAACAAAGUCUAGCCUUAUCCCAGACUGCUGCAUUGCCUCUUCAAGGGAUAGGCCCAGGGGAUGAGGAGAAGACACUUUUCACUGACCCUCUUCCUAUAUUGUCUGGCUGUCUCCUAUGUUCUCCUUAUUUGGCCUUCCACUUUAUUUACUUACUUAUUUCUGUUGUACUAGAGGUUGGUCCUAGGGUCCUUCACAUGAUAUGUAAGUAAAUACUACCACUUAGUUGUACACCCAGCCCUUUUCUUUCAUCAUUCCUUUCUUUUUUUUCUUCUCCUUAUUCCCUCCUUUCCUUCUUGUCUUUCUCUCUCCCUCCUUUCUUUGAUAUAUCAUCCCAUUCUGUACAAGCUGGUUGGCAAUUUACUCUGUAAUCCAGUGAGUCAUAGCAAUUCCUCUUUUUCAGCCUCCCAGGUGCUUGGAUUACAGUUUUAAGUCACCGGGCCUGGCUCCUCAGCCUACCUCUUUUGAUUUUUUUUUUUUUUUUUUGCGUGUGUGUAACGAGACCUAGUCUCACUGUGUAUCCCAGGACGACCUAGAACUCAGUAUGUAGCCCAAACUUGCCUCUAAUUCACAGAGAUCCACCUGUCUGUGUCAGCUAAGUACUAUGGUUAAAGUCAUGCACCACCAUGCCCAGCUUUGUUUUUGCUUUGUUUUGUUUUGUUUUAUUUUAUUUUAAGAAUUCUUACAAAGUUGUCCAGGCUGGCUUUCAACUUACACUGUAACCUGUGGAGAACUUUUAACUUAAUAACCUCAGGCUUCAGCCUCCACAGUAGUUAGGAUUAUAGACCUACACUAGAAAGUACAGCAGUGUGUGUGUAUGUCAUAUCAUUUCUACAUAUACAUACAUCUGAAUAUAACAUGCUUUCAUCGUCUUCACACUCCCUCUGUUUUCUCACCCCCCUUUUCCUCCCACUGUCUCCCUUUUCUUCUCCCAAAUAACCCCUCUUCUACUUUUAUACUUUUGUAUUUAUCUUAAUGUGACUUAUUUCAUUUGAUAUGAUGCUCUCCAUUUUCACCCAAUUCCUGUAAAUGACAUGAUUUUGUUCUUUAUGAGUGGAUAAUUCUCCGCUGCUUAUAUGUGUGCAUGUGUGCAUGCAUAUGUGUUGUAUUUUCUUUAUCUAUUUUUCAUUGAUGAGUAUCGUGGCUAAUUCCAUAGCUUGCUGGUUACCAACAAUGCUAAGGAAAAUGGCUCUGUGCAUCUUCCAACUCUGGCAACAUUGAUUACCAUACGUUGACUAUGAUAGUCCUGUUUUUAGUUUUUUGAAGGACCUCUAUUCUGUUAUCCAAAGUGCCUACACUAAUUUACACACCCACUAACUCUGUAUAAGGGUUCAUUUUUCAUACAUCCUCACCAACAUUUCUUGUUUAUUUUCUUAAUGAUAACUGGGGUGAUAUGGAUUCUUCAUAUAGUUUUGAUUUGUAUUUCCCAGAUGGAAAUAAGUGUUUGAGUAUGUAGGAAAAUGGAACUUCGACGCAGUAUUGGUGAGAUUGUCAAAUAAUGUGACCACUAUGAAAAACACUGUGGAGAUUCCUCAGGAAUUAAAACUGAAGCUGUCACAAUCCAGUAGUUCUACUUCCUGGCAUAUAUCUAAAAAAUUGAAAGCAAGAGUUCAAAUAUCUUUACACCUAUGUCCAAAGCAGCAUUAUUAAUAGUAGCAAAGAGAUUGAAACUACCCAGAAGUCUCUCAUCAAUGGGUGAAUAGUUAAAUAAAUGUGGUGUAUGUUUGCAGUGGGAAUGUUAUCCAAGUUAAAAAGGAAAUAAAUCCCAUCAUAUGCUAUAACAUAGAUAAGCCUAGAGGACAUCAUGCUGUGUGAAAUAGCCUAGUCACAAAGGGACAAAUACUGUAUAAUUCCAUUUAGAUAUGGUAUGCAAUGUAGACAAAUGAAUAGAAACAGAAAAUAAAGCUGAAGGGAGAAAAGGGGAGUUGUUUGACUCUAGAGUUUUAGAGUUUCAUAAUAAGAUGAGAUCUUCUGUACAACAAUACAAUUAUCAUUAACACAUCAAAAAUGCUAAGAUGGAAAAUUUUGUGCUUUUUAUCACAAGUAAAAUAAAAUAUGAAAGGGGAGGGUAAGUAGAUGAGACAGGUUUGAUUUAAUAUUGAUAAUUGAAUUGCUAAUGACCUGGGUUUGGUUCCCAGCAUGCACAUGGCAGCUCACAACCAUCUAUAACAACAGACUCAGAGGAUCCAACCCCUCUUCUGGUAUCUGUGGUGAGUCCUUGCACGUGGUGCACAGGCAUGCAUGUAGAAAAAAACACCCAUGCAUAUAUAAAUGAAGGUGGCUAAUGAGAAAUUAGCCACUACCACACUACUCUGUCUUCUGGAUGUAACUCUGUAGCCUUUGCUGCCUUCAAAUUUGUGUUCUUGUCCCUAUGUCCUCAGCUAAAUUAUAGACUAGAGCCUGCCAUACCUGGCUUGAAAAAAUUCUCCCCUGUGGCAGGCAAGUACCAUAAAUUCUAGCUCAAGCUCUUGUCAUAGUGUUGAAUUUUGAUGGUCUCAUUGUGCUGCCCAUGUUAACCAUAAACUUGCUCUAUAGCCCAAGCAGGUCUUGAACUUGUGAUCCUCCUGCCCCAGCUCCUAUCUAAAUGGUACUACAGGUCUGUGCCACUAGGCCAGGUAAAAGAAUUUCUUGAAGUGUUUUAAAGAGCUUCUUGGCCUUUGUGAAUACAGCUAAAUUUGAAGCUAGGCUCUACUUUAAAAAAUAAAUUAUCAUUCAUAUAUAAUAAAGUUCACCAUUUCAAAGUGUGUGAGUUGGCACAUUCACAGUUGAGCAACUAUUACUAUUACCUAAUUCUAGGUCACUUUGUAACCUCUAAAGCAAACCCAGCACCCAUUCACAACCACUGUUAACCCUUUUCCUUAGUUCCAGUCAAUCUUUUUUUCCAGCUCAAUAGGUUUAUCUACUCAGGGAAUUUCAUAACUAAUUGGUUUUUGUGCCUGGUUUGUUUCUCUUGCACAAUGUUUUAUUCCUUUUUGUGGGGGUCGUUGCUUUGGUAUUUGGAGACAGACUCUUAAUACCUAGCCCAGGCUCACCUUAAGCCCAUGACCCAGCUACAUCUUCCUGACACCAGGAUUGCAGGUGUGUACUGCCACACUUGCCUUAGCAUGUUUUCAAGAUCCCUUUACAUUGUAGCAUGUAUCCACACUCUAUUCCAUUUUGUGGCUGAAUGAUAGUCUCUUGUAUAGUUUUAUACAUGACACCACAUUUUUAUUAUUUAUUCAUUGUUGGACAUUUUAGGUGUUCUUUCUUUAUGACUAUUCUGAAUAAUGUUAUUAUGACUAUUCAUGUAUCUUUUUAGUACAAUCAUAGAUUUUCAAAUCUUUUUUCUUUAUUUUUUUUAUUCACAUUACAUCCCAUUUGCAGCCCCUCCCUUCUCUCCUCCCAGUCCUGCCCUUACAAAUUCCCCCAUUAUCCCCUCAUCUUCUCCUCAGAGCAGGGGAAGGCCCCUUGGGUACCACCCUAGCUUGGGACAUCUAGUCUCAGCAGGACUAAACACCUCUCCCACUGAGGCCCAGCCAGGCAGUCCAGGUGGGGGAAAGGAGAUCCAAUGGCAGGCAACCGAGUCAGAGACAGCCCUCACUCCAAUUGUUAGGGGAUGUACAUUCAAGACCAAGCUGUACAUCUGCUACAAAUGUGGGGCAGGAGCUAGGUUCAGCCCCUGAAUGCUCUUUGGUUCACUUUUCAGGCUCUGUGUACACCAAUGGGCCCAGGUUAAUUGACUUCGUAAGUUUUCUUGGGUGCCCUCUACCCCUCUGGCUUUUAAGGAUUAAUUUAUUAUUUGUUUUUAUGUGUGCAUCUGUGUGUGUGCACAUGCGUGCAUACACAUGCAUGAAUGCCUGUGUGAGUUUGUGUCCACCAUGUACAGGAACACACUGAGGUUAUUGGCACUUGUGAGUUGCCUUAUAUGGGUUCUAAUAAGUGAACCAACUUCCUCUGCAAGAACAGUAAGAACUCCUGAUUGCUGAGCAUCUUUCAAGGCCCCAUUUUAAUUCUUUUGAGUUAUGUCUUGUAAUAAAUUUACUAGAUCAUGAGAUAAUUGUUUAGUCAUUUGAGGACCUCUUAGACUCUUUUCCACAGAGGCUGCACCAGCUUACGUUUCUACCCUGUCUGUCUGUCUGUCUGUCUGUCUGUCUGUCUAUCUGUCUGUUGCUAUUUUUUGUUUCUUUUGUUUAAUUUUCUUAUCUUUUGAGCUGAGGUUUCAUGUAGCCCAGGCUGGCCUCAAACUUAGUAUGUAGCUGAGGAUGUCCUUUAACUCCAGAUUAUCCUGCAUCUUACCCCCAAAUACUUAGAUUAUAGCAGUUUAUGGCUGACUCCAUUUUUUUUUAAUCUUACUAUAUAGUCAGGUCAGCCUUGAACUUAUGAUUCUACUGCUCUAACCUCUUGAGUACUAGUAUUACAAGUAUGUGCUACAACAUCCAGCUUGAGGAUUCCAGUUUCUCUACUUUCUUGCCAAGACUCAUUUUUCAAAUUACAGUUAUCCUAGUGGAAGCUAACUCACUUCUCCUUAUGAUUUUGAUUGGCAGAAAGUAGGUGUCUGUGGGUUCCCAACCUAAGUUGGAUCAUCUACAGCAUAGCCUUUACAGCUGAGGCUCAGGGAAUACCAUGAAAAAGGGGCAGAAAGAUGGUAAAUCAGAUGACCAGGAUACCUGCUAUUAGAGUAUCUUUCUCAACAUGAUACAGAAGUUGCACCUGUAAGACCUCAACAAUGUGGUUUCUUUUUCUUUUUUCUCUUCCAUUUUUAUUAAAUGAGUAUUUCUUAUUUAAAUUUCAAAUGUUAUUCCCUUUCCUGGCUUCCUGUCCAUCAGCCCCCUGAUCCCUCCCCUUCCCCUUCUAUAUGGGUGUUCCCCUCCCCAUCCUCACCCCAUUACCACCCUCCCCCCAAGAAUCCCAUUCACUGGGGUUCCAACCUUGGCAGGACCAAGGGCUUCCCUUCCACUGGUGCCCCAACAAGGCUAUUCACUGCUACCUAUGUGGUUGGAGGCCAGGGUCAGUCCAUGUAUUGUCUUUGGGUAGUGGUUUAGUCCCUGGGAGUGCUGGUUGGUUGGCAACAAUGUGGUUUCUUAAACAGGACCCAUAUAAUGUUGCCAGUCAACAUGCCAAUGUGGACAGGUAAAGUUUCGCCCUGCCCUUAGUUGAAGAGUGGGAAGUAAUUAAUAGGUACUGAGAAAGAGAGACUCAGUCUUCUCUAGAGAUGAAUUUACAGUUUAUCUAAUCCCAAGUGGUCUGCCCUAAAUGCAUACACAGUCAAUGCUAAAUGUUCUUAAAAGAUGUGAGAGACAGAAAGAGGGAGAGAAAAAAAGAAAGGGAAAGAGGGAGGUGGGGGGUGGCAUAGUAGAGAGAGAAUUUGGGACAAUUUCAAGUGUUCUGUUGGAGAUUUCAGAACAUAGCCUAACAAAUGAGUAAAAAUUACUGUAAUAAGCUGGAUUUGGUGCACUGCCUUUAGAGGCAGGUGGAUCGCUGAGUUUGAGGCCAGCCUGGUCCCAAAGAGCAAAUUCCAAGAUACCCAAGAUUCAUAGAAAAUUCCUGUCUUGGAAAAAUGUUUGGCAAGGCCUUAAGUAGAGAGAUUGGAACACCAACCCAGUUACAAAACCUUUGGCCUACAAUUUUUCUUGCCUGGUGAGUGUUCUAGGAUAGGAGCCUAGCAUAAUUUUUAUCAAGAGACUUUAUCCAGCAACUGAUGGGAGCAGAUGCAGAGUCCCACAGCCAAACAUAAGGAAGAGCUUGGGGAGUCCUGCACAGGAGGGGAAGGAAGAAUCAAAGUAACUCGAGAGGUCAGGGAUAUCACAAGAACAAGGGCCACAGAAUCAACUUGACCCCGGGACUAAAGUGGGAUCACAGAUAUCAUGGGUCUUACUUAGGUCCUCUGCAUAUAUAUUAUGGUUGUGUAGCUUGGUGUUCUUAUGGGAUUCCUAACAAUGGGAGCCAAGGCUGUCUCUGACUCUCUUGCCUGCUUGUGGGAUCCUUUGCCUCCUACUGGGUUGCUUCCUUCAGCCUUGACAUGAGAACAUGUGCCUGGCCUUAUUGUAUCUUGUUGUAUUGUAUUCAGUUGAUGUCCCUGGGAGGCCUGUUCUUUUCUGAGGGGACGUGGAGGGGAGUUGGAUUUUGGGGAAAGAGGAGAUGGGGGCAGGGAAAAGAGACUAGGGGGAAGAAGGGAGGGAAAAUUGUAGUUGGGAUGUAAUAUAUGAGAAAUGAAUAAAAAAAUCACAUUCAUGAAGUUGACUAAAUAGAAAGUUCUCUCAAAGUAUUUGUAGAGAUUUAGGAACAUAAUACAAAAGGAAUAAGUUGUGUGAAUUUUAAGAUAUAAAAUUCUGCUUCAUUGUAAAAUAUAAUUAUUUUGAAAUAGAAGAUUACUGUAAUAAUGUCUCAUGUUAUUGAAAGUUUAGUAUGGAGGAGAUAUAUUUGAAACAGGGCCUAGAACAUAGUACAUAAUUAAUUAAUAAUUAGUAUUGCUUUGCUGCCUGAGAUGUAAUCUUGGCAGACAUCUGCUUAGAAGUCAAAUGCUGGGGCUGGGGAUUUAGCUCAGUGGUAGAGUGCUUACCUAGGAAGCACAAGGCCCUGGGUUCGGUCCCCAGCUCCGAAAAAAAGAACCAAAAAAAAAAAAAAAAAAAAAGAAGUCAAAUGCUGAG